GGAGGCGGCGGCUCCUCGUCAGCGGCCGCCGGCGGCUGGGACAGCUCGAGUCCCGGGGCCGGGCCUGGCGGGGGCGGGGGCGCGGGUCGGGGCCGGCACCCUGGGCACCUGAAGGGCAAGGACAUCGGCCUGUGGUACGCCAAGCGGCAGGGCAACAGGAGCAAGGAUCUGGAGCGCAAUGAGAGGGCAGUUGUGCAGAUGGAUGAAGCUCGAGAGGAACAUAUCACCCGAUUACUCAACUCUGUCCAGACACGGAGCGACUACAAAGAACAACGCUCCCCCGUGUCAGCCGACUCAAGCAGAAACUGGAGAAGUUCAAGUUCUUCCACUUCCACUUCCACUUCCACUUCCACUUCCAGUUCCACUUCCAUCAACAAAGAAGUUAAACCGGAGACAAACGCUAACCUGGAAUACCUCUUUGAAGCCAUUGCUCAGGAUGUCUUCUUGGAUGAGGAGCUGAAGGAAGACCUUGUGAAGAAGUCAACCAGUUCAAGAUACCUGGAGAUGAAGAAAUUUCGUGAAAAACUCCCCUCCUACUCCAUGAAGCGUGAACUGGUCGACCUGAUCAAAGCGAACCAGGUGGUUGUCAUCAGUGGAGAAACGGGUUGUGGGAAAACCACGCAGGUGACCCAGUUCAUUCUGGACGACUACAUCGAGAGAGGAGUGGGCUCUCUGUGCAGGGUUAUAUGCACCCAGCCUCGUCGGAUCAGCGCCAUCUCUAUCGCUGAGAGAGUGGCGUCAGAAAGAGCAGAGGCCUGUGGCGAUGGAAACAGUACUGGCUACCAGAUUCGGUUACAGAGUCGCAUCCCACGCAAACAAGGCUCCAUUUUGUAUUGCACCACCGGAAUUAUUCUCCAGUGGCUCCAAUCGGACACUCUUUUGUCUACCAUCAGUCACCUUGUUCUGGAUGAGGUUCACGAGAGGAGCUUACAGUCGGACAUACUGAUGACCAUUGUGAAGGACAUUCUGUCCUUCAGAUCGGAUUUAAAAGUGAUACUAAUGAGCGCAACUCUAAAUGCUGACCAAUUUUCAGAGUACUUCGGCAGCUGUCCCAUGCAGCACAUCCCAGGAUUUACCUUCCCAGUGAAAGAAUACAUUUUGGAGGAUGUAAUUGAAUUGCUUCACUAUAGUCCGCAAAACCAAGAAAUUCGAAGACCGUCCUCCAAGAGAAGGUUCAUGCAAGGCUGCAUGAUUCGACCGGAGAAAGAACGGGUGGAAGAGGAAUAUCAGGAGCAGUGGCCUGCAUACGUGAGAGAGUUGCAAGGAAGGUAUUCUGACAGUACAAUCGAGACCUUGGAAGUUCUGCAUGAUGAUGAUAAAAUAGAUCUUAAUCUGAUUGUAGCUCUUAUAAGGCACAUUGUUCUCUCUGAUCAGGAUGGAGCCAUUUUGGUGUUCCUUCCUGGCUGGGACAAUAUCAGCACCUUGAACGACCUUCUAACUGCACAAACCAUGUUUAAAUCAGAUCGUUUUGUGAUCAUUCCUCUACACUCUCUCAUGCCUUCGGUGAAUCAGACAGAGGUUUUCAAGAGGCCACCUCCAGGAGUUCGUAAAAUUGUAAUUGCCACUAACAUUGCAGAGACAAGUAUCACCAUAGAUGAUGUGGUCCACGUGAUAGAUGGAGGAAAGAUAAAAGAGACUCACUUCGACACCCAAAACAACAUCAGCACAAUGGCAGCAGAGUGGGUCAGCAAAGCUAAUGCCAAGCAAAGGAAGGGUCGAGCUGGAAGGGUACAACCGGGCGCCUGUUACCACUUGUACAAUGGAUUGCGAGAGAGCCUUCUAGAUGACUAUCAGUUACCUGAAAUCAUGAGGACACCACUUGAAGAACUUUGCCUGCAAAUCAAGAUUUUGCACCUUGGUCAAAUUGCCGAAUUCCUGGGAAAGGCAAUGCAGCCUCCAUCAAAGGAAGCCAUUAAUCUGUCCGUGACCCACCUUAAAGAGUUGAACGCCUUGGACAGGGAUGAAGAGCUGACAGCACUCGGUGUCCAUUUAGCCCGUCUGCCAGUUGAGCCCCACAUUGGGAAAAUGAUCCUGUUUGGGGCGUUGUUGUGCUGCUUGGAUCCCGUCCUCACCAUCGCCGCCAGUCUCAGCUUCAAGGAUCCAUUUGUAAUCCCAUUGGGUAAAGAGAAAGUGGCAGAUGCAAAACGUCGAGAGUUGUCCAAGCAAACCCGCAGCGACCAUCUUACUGUCGUUAACGCGUUUAAGGGCUGGGAAGAAGCUAAAAGACGAGGAUUCAGAUCGGAGCGGGAUUACUGCUGGGAGAAUUUCCUUUCACCAAACAAUCUUCAGAUGCUUCACAACAUGAAAGGGCAGUUUGCUGAACACCUGCUGGUAGCUGGCUUUGUAAGCAGCAGGAAUCCCAAAGAUCCCAAGGCCAACAUAAACUCAGAGAACGAGAAGCUGAUUAAAGCUGUGGUCUGUGCCGGCUUGUAUCCCAAGGUGGCAAAAAUCCGGCCGAGUUUCAGCAAGAAGCGGAAAAUGGCAAAGGUCUUCACCAAGUCUGAUGGCCGAGUGAACAUUCAUCCAAAGUCGGUGAAUGCAGAGGAAGGGGAUUUCCAGCACAGCUGGCUCAUCUACCACCUGAAGAUGCGUACAAGCAGUAUCUACCUGUAUGAUUGCACUGAGGUGUCCCCGUACUCUCUCCUCUUCUUUGGAGGUGAUAUCUCGAUAAAGAAAGAGCAGGACCAAGAAACCAUUGCUGUCGAUGAGUGGAUUGUAUUCCAGUCGCCAUCCCGAAUAGCCCAUUUAGUAAAGGACUUGAAAAAGGAACUUGAUGCCCUUCUACAAGAGAAGAUAAAGAAGCCCCGUCCUGUGGAUUGGAACAACCGCUCGAAAGACUGUGCUGUCCUGUCAGCGAUCAUAGACUUGAUAACCACGCAAGAUAGCGCAAGCGCAAAGAACUACACGCCUCGAUUCCAGAGUUACUGAAGCUGUGAUCCCUGCGAAUGGAUUCUGGAGAGGCUGAUCCUGAAACAGUGUUUCAUAUCUCGCAAGUGCUGAGAUGUUUUGUGUCGUUAACCCCUUUUUUUUGGCUAUCUUGAAAAGAUGUUUGGAAAAAUAUCCCCUGGAGACUGCGACGGCCAGAAUGCAUAGAAUAAAAUGCCUGGUGUGUUAAGAAGUGUAAUUGCCUUCGAGUAGAGGUUAGGGCAUUUUGAGAUUCGGGAGGUUAGGUGAGAAGGUAGAGCGGUAGAUCUCUUCACUAAUUGUGUCUGAAUAUGUAGAGAAGGUGCAGAGCUUUUCCAUUCCAAUCAGAGUCUGAAAGCAUUCCCCAUCCCACCGGUUAGUCUUCACCUUUAGAAUAAAACUAGCGGCUCUAACAACAUCGAAACCAAGGCAAGGCUUAGUAGUGUGUGGGCUCAUGUAGGGGCCCCGACCAAAAAUCAUAAACCCAGGACAUUAACCCAUUUGUACAGAUGUCGGCAGGUUAGUUAAUGUUGGACCAUCUGUAUCUCCAUUGUUCUUUCAUCUCCACAUACAUUUUUGUGUGAUUAGAUAAUACAGAAAUGGUUCAGCAGA
Amblyraja radiata (thorny skate) is the source of this 3516-nucleotide messenger RNA. It is a transcript of the gene dhx36, whose product is annotated as DEAH (Asp-Glu-Ala-His) box polypeptide 36. Bases 199 to 2928 code for a protein of 909 amino acids. The transcript is spliced from 25 exons. Gene Ontology annotation, molecular function: G-quadruplex DNA binding; RNA helicase activity; G-quadruplex RNA binding. The record is from RefSeq and is a predicted model, not a curated record. Lineage: Eukaryota; Metazoa; Chordata; Chondrichthyes; Rajiformes; Rajidae. Gene Ontology annotation, cellular component: cytoplasm; nucleus; intracellular anatomical structure.